Paramuricea clavata is the source of this 1287-nucleotide messenger RNA. NCBI's taxonomy places the organism in Eukaryota, Metazoa, Cnidaria, Anthozoa, Malacalcyonacea, Plexauridae. The record is from the annotation of a GenBank genome assembly.
AUGAAUUAUCUUAACGGUCUAUCUUACGACAGUGGAACAUAUGUAUGGCUUAAAACCUUUGAGGAAUUAGAAAGGUUUGUUCUAGAAGCACUAAACUUGAAAGGCAAGUGGAAAUCCCCUGGAGGCGACGUUAAAGUUUUCAAAAGCGAAGGAGAAGGGGAAUAUAUGAUUAAAUGGCGCGGUCCUCGUUCAAAAAAGCUGGUUAUACAGAGUGAUGAUGCUGAAGAGAGUCUAAAGUUGAAGCUCGAAAGCUUGAUAAAUCGGGACCCGAAAGAUGUAAAUCCCUCAUGCGAAGCAUCAACGAAAGAGGUUUGUAGUAGUGUUAAUAAACUGACUGAACCAUCUGUAUCGCAGUUUGAUGGCUUGAAAGCAGAUAUUCCUACCCUAGUGGACAUUACGAGUGAUCUAAUAACUGAAAUUAACUUUAUGCGAUCUAAACAAAAAGACUUUGAGUCUGUUAUUCGCAAGCAAGACAGCGAGAUAUGUAGACUUAGCGAAGCAAAUUUGCUCCUUGCGUCAAGCUUGCGGUCUCUUGGGAAUUCAACAUUCAAAGUAAUGAAUAUCAAUCCUAUGACCAACAGUCCCACUAAUAAUAUGAGAAAUACCACCUUUAAUGACCCUACAACUACUGAUAAGGAUCCGCUAAUUGACCCUAACAUAUACACCUCCCAUACCAUUGGACCAACUUUAUUCAAUGAAUUUAAUAUCUACGACGAGUUUAGGAAUAUAGCAAGUGACCGGUCUAGCGUUCUAAACUCCGACUUAAAUCAGUCAACUGAAGACAUUAUAAAUAUAUCCCAUAAUGAAACUGAUAUACAUAAUGAGUCAGUUCUUAUUGUCAAAGAUCAACCUAGCGUCUCGAAUACCGAUCUCGUAAAAAACUGCACACUAACUGAAGCUACUAAUCUAAAUAAAGCCAGUAAAACUAAGUCAACAACGGGUAAAUUUAAUACCAGCACAUCUCGAUUAGGUAAUGGACGUUUUAACCGAAUGACACCUAAACGCCCAAAACAUUUAACCCCGUGUCCAUUCCUGAGGAAAAGAAAAUUCUGUAAAAAAGGCAAUAAUUGUGACUUCCUACAUCAGAAACCUCAAUUUUAUAAUAACAUCCAACGACCCUCCUAUAAGAUAAUGGACAAAGCUGUCUCCUCACCCAGUUUUCAUUACUCCCCUUUUCCUGUGAAUCCCUAUUAUUUCCCUCCAUUUCGAUCCCCAAUAUACCACCCCACAUCCCAACCUUUUCCAUACCCUCCUUCAUUGAUGUCAGUACAAACAACAGGAUAUUGA